GGAGAAAGAAAAAGUCUUAUGGGAUCCACACGGACCACAAUAUAGCAAGAAAGCUAUAAAUGUAAUGUAGUUCUAAUCUUGUUUCUUUCAUUCUCCUGGUUUCACAUGAAACAAUCAACCAUACACCCAACCUGACUAAACCCGUGAGCCUUCAAACCCCCUCAACAUCUUUCAACCAUCAUCAUCAUCAUCAUCAUCAUCAUCAUCAUCUUCACAUACAAAUCAAGAUUUUCAAGAAACCCUCAUACAAACUUAUUCAAGAAUGGAUGUUUACACAUACCCAUCUCAUCCUACCCCUUCAUCUUCACAAAUCUCAUCUUUUUCAUUCGGAAAUUUGAUCUUUAAAGUCAAAGAUUUCUUCAGCUCUGCACUCUCCGCGAUUAUUGGGAACAUCUUUUCCGCAAUUUUCACCUUCUUCUUCGCAUUAGUGGGUACUUUGUUAGGAGCAUUGACUGGUGCUUUGAUCGGUCAAGAAACGGAGAGUGGGUUCGUUAGAGGUGCUGCGGUUGGAGCGAUUUCGGGUGCGGUUUUUUCGAUUGAAGUUUUUGAAUCUUCUCUUCUUUUGUGGCAGUCUGAUGAGUCUGGGAUCAGAUGUCUUCUGUACUUGAUUGAUGUCAUUGUAAGCUUGUUAAGUGGAAGACUUGUUCGCGAACGGAUGGGCCCCGCUAUGUUGAGUGCAGUACAAAGCCAGAUGGGUGCGGUAGAAACGAGCUUUGAAGAGGUUCAUAACAUAUUCGACAUUGGUGGAUCCAAAGGCUUGCCUGAAUAUUCAGUUGAAAAGAUACCUAAAAUCACCGUUACAAAUGACAACAAUUUGGAUGAUUCGGGUGAGCGAGUCUCAUGCUCUGUAUGCCUUCAGGAUUUUCAACUUGGAGAAACUGUAAGAAGUUUGCCACAAUGUCAUCACAUGUUUCACCUACCCUGCAUCGAUACGUGGCUUAUAAGACACGGGUCUUGUCCAUUAUGCAGGCGCGACCUCUAAAGAUUCCCUCACCCUCUGUAAAUUCCCUAAAUGAGACAUUUUUUCGUAUUCUAACACGUAUAUGUUGCUUUAUGUGUCAAUAUACUACUUCACGUCGUUUUGUAUACGAUAGUAUAUGUAGUUAGGUUAUACAGUAUAUGUAUCUUGGUACAUUUGAGAGUCGAUCAGUUAUAUAUAUAUAUAUAUAACAUAACAUUCUAGUCCUUAUAGUUAUAAACUUUGUAAUAUUUUUCUGAAUAA
Messenger RNA from Helianthus annuus (common sunflower), 1222 nucleotides. Its product is annotated as NEP1-interacting protein-like 1. The transcript is spliced from 5 exons. The record is from RefSeq and is a predicted model, not a curated record. Bases 263 to 982 code for a protein of 239 amino acids. NCBI's taxonomy places the organism in Eukaryota, Viridiplantae, Streptophyta, Magnoliopsida, Asterales, Asteraceae.